Messenger RNA from Porites lobata, 919 nucleotides. Lineage: Eukaryota; Metazoa; Cnidaria; Anthozoa; Scleractinia; Poritidae. The record is from the annotation of a GenBank genome assembly.
CAGGGCGUAAUCACCGUUUCGAUGGAGUCUUUUAGCAUAAAUGCUAUCUUGGGAACACCAACACGCAAACGACAAGACACAAACGCUGUUUUGCAAGAAUCAAAUUAUGGAGAUGACCCUGGAAUUCAAAGGGAAAUAAAAGGUUUGUGAUAAUUCGACAUUCUAUGAAACAUCAUGCCGGACCGACAAGCCAAUGAAGGAUCAUAACGUGCAAUUGCCAUGCCCAAAUGUGUUCUGUUGUGUAGAAAAACUUCCUUUGUGUUUUUGUAAAGACGUUUACAGUUUUACGUCAAACUGGGGUUCUUUUCUCUGAAUUCAGCAUACAAUAGAUUCUUUUAUUUCGAACAAAGGAAAUGUUUAAAAUUUUUUCAGCAUCAUUUUGCUCUUCAUAAACAAAUUAAAAACAAUUUUCCUUGAUCUUCCAUUUACAGAGCACCAGGGCAAGGCUGACAUAGUUAAGGGCGAAGAUGAUUUCGUUAAAGAGGCAGGAUCAAUUCCAAGACAAGAAAUCCAUAUGAAUAAGGCAAGAAGAAGACGAACGGCAUUUACGAGCAGUCAGUUGAAAUCUUUAGAGCAAAAGUUUCGGGAAAAAAAAUACCUGACGAUAACAGAAAGAAACAAUUUGGCCUCGAGCCUCCAUCUAACAGACACUCAAGUAAAAACAUGGUUUCAGAACAGGAGAACAAAAUGGAAAAAGCAAAUGGCGCCUGAAUUUGAGGCAAGCUUGCGCUGGGAAGAAAUAAACCCCAUGCUUUGUCCGAUACAAACUCUGUUUUCUUAUUAUGGACAAUUGCCGCCACCAAUUCCUUACCGCUUGCCGAAUGUUUUCCCAAAUUUUUGUCCUUCAUCUAACCUACAAGUUGUCCCAUCAAACAUGUCUUUACAUACAUUUGUAGCACCAGCUCACCCGCUUAAUUGA